GACUUUCCAACAUUUCAAACAGACCCAUCAAUUUCCGAUCCAACGAUACGCAAACUAAGGAACAUUCACGGGAUUAUCCUAUCGUUCUGGUUCUAACUGAACUUGUACUUGAAACUGUUACGCUGUACUAUUUUGCCACGCUACCGCACGUCUUGCUAUUUCUGCCGUUUCCUAUUACGAUUGCAAACCCAUUCAUUUCUGACAACUACGCGUACAAAUGCCACGUCCAGUUAACACUCGCCGAUACAGACGUGCAGUUCACACUGCAAAGCUUAAAGCCAGGUCAGAGCUUGGCACAUCUUCGCCCCAGUGGUGGCACUGCAACUUUGCCAAAACGUUUGAUCUGUCACCCGACAGUUUCGAAGAUACCUGUCCUAGAAUCGACGCACGUGAAGUGGCAUUUGAGCAGUUUCGAUCUGAUUUUGAACAACCUAAUAAACCAGUUGUGAUCCAAAACGAUCAACAAAGGUGGCGUGCGAAUAAGAAAUGGACUUUAGACCGACUGGCUAGAAAGUACCGAAACCAGCGUUUCAAAUGCGGUGAAGAUGAUUCAGGCACCUCAGUCAAAUUGAAAAUGAAGUACUUCGUGCAAUACAUGCGCGAAAACGAAGACGAUAGUCCACUGUAUAUUUUCGAUGCGAAUUUUGGCGAGCAUCCUAAACGGAAAAGGUUGUUAGAUGAUUACGUGGUUAGCAAAUAUUUCCCGGAAGAUUUAUUCAGCUUCGGCGAUCCAAAACGACGUCCACCACACCGUUGGUUUGUCAUGGGUCCGGCGCGGUCUGGUACAAGUAUCCACAUCGACCCUCUGGGGACAAGCGCUUGGAACGCACUUGUACACGGGUACAAACGUUGGUGCCUCUUCCCUCCUCAAACGCCAAAAGAACUAAUCAAGUUCCAACCAGGCGAAGGUGGCUUAAACAAAGGGGAGGCAAUCACUUGGUUCGUCUCCAUUUAUCCGCGCACUCGGCUACCCGAUUGGCCCCAGACGUACAAACCAAUUGAAUUCCUCCAACACCCUGGCGAAACAGCUUUCAUCCCUGGUGGCUGGUGGCACGUUGUACUCAAUUUAACUGACACGGUGGCUGUCACUCAAAACUUCUGCAGUUCUGUGAACUUUCGGUUGGUUUGGUACAAAACUGCCCGCUCCAGACCACGCUUCGCCAAAAACUGGCUUGCUUCUCUUCGUCAACAUCGACCCGAUUUGGCGGCAGUUGCCGAUAAUGUUGAUCUUUGUCAACGUCCAGACGGCCUUCCGAUCUCCUCUUCAUCGUCAUCUUCGUCCUCCUCUUCUACAAGCAGUUCUUGCGAGUGUUCCUCUUGUUGUUCCGAGUGUUCACGUAACUCGCGGUCUCGGAAGCGAUCCAGCGAACUCCAAACCAAUUCCUUUUCAAAGCGAAAAAGGAAGCUCUGACACACCAUGGAUGAAGACGGUGUCCAAGUAAUUCUGCCUGCUGUAUCCUACUGUCAUUUGUUCCAAGAGACGCCAGGAUAGAUGUGUAUCCCGCAGGAUCCGUGUUGUACCACACUUGCAGAGAGUAAAACACUUUCUACACCAGUGGUGGAUCCUGUUGUUACUCUAAUAAGUCGUUGUUCGCCAUUGUGUCUAGAGUGCGGGUGACGAGUAACUCUCAUUAGGUUUG
This is a messenger RNA of Dicrocoelium dendriticum, 1640 nucleotides long. Lineage: Eukaryota; Metazoa; Platyhelminthes; Trematoda; Plagiorchiida; Dicrocoeliidae. The record is from the annotation of a GenBank genome assembly.